GGUCACCCGCGGAGCAUGGCCGGCAGAGGCGCUGGCAGCGGCCCGCAGCCGUCCGCCGUGGCGCAGCCGCUCACCGGCGGUCACUUGUACCCUUUCGUGAGCACGGAGAGCGAGGGGCCCGAGGAGGAGGGUGAGCUGUCAGAACUGCGGCCGCGGGGCAGGGAGAAGGUCCGGCGGAGCGCGUCGAGGGACAGGCUGGAUGAUAUAGUCCUGCUGACGAAGGACAUCCGUGAAGGGGACACGCUGAACGCGAUCGCACUGCAGUUCUGCUGCUCCGUUGCAGAUAUCAAGAGAGUUAACAAUCUUAUCAACGAUCAAGAUUUUUUUGCCCUGAGAUCUAUCAGAAUUCCAGUGAAAAAGUUCAGUGUAUUGACUGAAACCCAUAUAUCUCCAAAAGGAAGACCAGCUCUUCGGCCUGCUCUGUAUUCCCCAGAAGUACAGGAAACAUCUCUUUGUGAUAAAUUCUCUGCUAAUGAGACUGCUGGCAACUUCUUAAAAGAAGUCGAUCGAGAUAUAGAAGAAAUAGUGAAGUGUAAUGAUACAAAGAGAGAGAAUCUGAAUGAAGUUGUUUCUGCUUUAGCAGCCCAACAGAUCUGUUUUGAAACUGAUGGUAAAACUAAAAAAUGCAAGGAUCCUUACUAUGGGGCAGACUGGGGUAUAGGAUGGUGGACAGCAGUAGUGAUUAUGUUGAUUAUUGGCAUAGUAACUCCAGUUUUUUAUCUCCUGUAUUAUGAAGUUCUAGUGAAAGCAGAUGUCAGUCACCAUUUCCCAAUGGAAUCUUCUCAUUUGUUUGUCACAGCAGUAUCACAUCAGAAAGAAACAGAAAAUGGAAUAAAUCCAACAAAUAUGAUGAAAGUUGAUAAUCAAGGAGACCUUCAGCAUUAAUAGUGGAAGACCCUAGACAGCUGUUGUUUGUAGAUACAUAACAUAGGUAAAGGGGAAUCCACAGGAUGCAAAAUGCACUUGGAAUGUAGAGAAGUGUACUGAUGUGUGACUUGCCUUUAUGGGCAGUAUUCCACUACAAGGAUAUUUCUGGGGAUCACAUAAUCUCUGAAUAUGCCUGAGAUAGGCAAUUUACAAGACUGGGGUGUAUAUUAAGGUAUGAAGUCAUCUCUGAAGCUUUGCACCUUUUUCUAUUUUGAUAGGCAUGUUUCUUAAUUAAUGAUGAGAUGAAAAAAUAUAGCUCGAACUAACACACAAGGAGUUCCGUGUUUUACAGCCCAGAAGUGGGCAUAUGGGGAUAGCUAACUUUUAAACAUCUGAAAGGAUUUACAGAAUUCAUAGUACACUUGACAUUUUAAUAUCAGGUUUACAGUUCUAAGUUUAAGUGGUGUUCUCAUAAUUUAUCUUUCUUAUAGAGUAAGAUUUCUUUUAAAACUCAGUCAUUCCAUAAUUAAUAGCCAGCAUGAAGUUCUUUUUUACAGAGGCAGUAGCACUUAAACUUGAAAUCUUGUGCCUAUAGUCAACCCAUUCCUUGGUACUUUUCAGUAUAUGCACUAGGGUAAUUUGUUUUCUCUGUCAUUCUGUGCCUCACCACAGUCCACUUAGUAGUCCUCUUGAAACUUCACAUUGUUCCUUGGUAUCCUGCUGAAAACUGACUGAACUGCAUUCUCAUCUGAUCACCUGUGUGUAGAAUGAAAAAAGUGCUGAAGUGUGGCACGUUCCUGUAACUGCCCCAGUAGUCCUUAUUUUCUGCUAAUAGAUUUAUUUUUUUCCCCUUCCUGUUAAUCUCAGUUCAGGACCAACUGAUUCUUCAGAUAGCAGUCAUGUGGGUACUGAGCAUACUAAUACUGGUCUUGUGCCCAUGAACCUCAAGCUCUUAACUUUUUCCUGAAAUGUCCUAGAGGACUUCAAAUGCUAUUUAAUGUCUGCUAGCAAAUUUGAGCAGAAUAGACAACUUGUACUACAGACCUGUACUUUACAUCUUGGUGUUUUUAUGAAUGUUUCUCUUGGAGUUUCAUGAUCAACCUUGGUUUUUCUCCUCUUUUUCUUCCCCAUCUAAAAAGGCUUCAGGAUAAAAAACAAACAAAAACCCAUAAAAAAACAUAAAUAAAGCCCCACACCUCUGGACUCUUUUUACAGAAAGGAGGUACUUGUGUACUCAGAAUACUUUUAAAUAAAAACUGAGAUGGUGCCU
This is a messenger RNA of Agelaius phoeniceus (red-winged blackbird), 2137 nucleotides long. It is a transcript of the gene LYSMD3, whose product is annotated as LysM domain containing 3. NCBI's taxonomy places the organism in Eukaryota, Metazoa, Chordata, Aves, Passeriformes, Icteridae. The record is from RefSeq and is a predicted model, not a curated record. Gene Ontology annotation, cellular component: Golgi apparatus. Gene Ontology annotation, biological process: Golgi organization.